Molecule: messenger RNA, 570 nt
Organism: Pollicipes pollicipes
Lineage: Eukaryota; Metazoa; Arthropoda; Thecostraca; Pollicipedomorpha; Pollicipedidae
Product: sperm acrosomal protein FSA-ACR.1
Exons: 3
Coding region: 1-570 (189 amino acids)
Source: RefSeq, a predicted model, not a curated record
AUGUCUCCAGAAGACCAGGAGAGCUCACUGACGGAGGUGGAGGGACAGGAGGAGACGGAGCAGGAAGAGACGGAGCGGGGGGAGACGGAGCAGGAGGAGACGGAGCAGGAGGAGGCGGAGCAGGAGUCAGGAGAGCAGGUCUCGGGAGAGCAGGAGUCGGCAGAGCAGGCUUCAGGAGAGCAGGAGUCAGGAGACCAAGAGUCGGGGGAGCAGGAGUCCGGCGCCGCUGACGACGAGACGACGGAGGGCGGCCCGUCCUCGGGGUCGACCAGCCAGGAGUCACCGGCCGUCGAGGACGACGAGCCGAGGAUGCCUCGCGGCUCGUUCGUGCCGCGACACUUCGAUUUCGUCGAGGACACGGAGACGUCGGCGGACGAGGGCACCAGCAGCGUGGAGGCCACCGAGGCCGAGGAGCCGGCGCCGCCCGCCGGCGACAUCAGCCGCAAGCUCAGCCAGGAGAUGCAGCAGAUGCGCGAGACCAAGCCCGAACCCGAGGAGGCGAGCAAGCCUGUCGAGAAGCCCAAGCCACCACCGCCAGCCGCGGUAAGAUCUCUCAGCACUGUUAGUUAG